Molecule: messenger RNA, 1669 nt
Organism: Polyodon spathula (Mississippi paddlefish)
Lineage: Eukaryota; Metazoa; Chordata; Actinopteri; Acipenseriformes; Polyodontidae
Product: mesoderm-specific transcript homolog protein-like
Exons: 12
Coding region: 81-1061 (326 amino acids)
Molecular function (GO): catalytic activity
Source: RefSeq, a predicted model, not a curated record
CACUGAUACAGUGCAGGUCACAUAGCUUCACAGAAGUGUUUAGGUCACCAAUUCGCAAUGAACAGGCACCUGAGGGCAGGAUGAGGGAGUGGUGGAUUCAGGUUGGGCUCCUGACAGUGCCCCUCAUUGCUGUCUAUCUCCACAUCCCUCCACCUCACAUUUCUCCAACCCUUAAUUCCUGGAAAACUGCCGGGGCAUUUUUUACAUUCAAAGGAAACCACAUCUUUUACAGAGAUUCCUUGGGUGCAGUAGGAAGUUCUGAUGUGGUUAUACUUUUACAUGGAUUCCCAACAUCAAGUUAUGACUGGUACAAGAUAUGGGAUGGACUGAAUCAGAGGUUCAACAGAGUGAUUGCACUGGAUUUCCUAGGUUUUGGUUUCAGUGACAAACCUAGGCCUCAUCGGUAUUCCAUUUUUGAGCAGGCCAACAUUGUGGAAGCACUGAUAGCACAUCUGAGCCUGCGUGAUCAGAAAACCAAUAUCCUCUCUCAUGACUAUGGAGAUACAGUUGCAUUGGAACUCCUCUAUAGGUGUGAACACAAUAAAACGGGACAUUUAAUGAUCAACAGCCUGUGUUUGUCAAAUGGAGGCAUCUUUCCUGAAACACACUAUCCAAGAUUCCUACAAAAGCUUCUUAAAGACAGUGGGGUUCUCGCUCCAAUUCUGACCAGACUAAUUAACUUUGUCGUCUUCUCAAAGGGAAUUGGUGCUGUUUUUGGUCCAUACACUCAGCCAACAGAUGGUGAAUUCUGGGAUAUGUGGACAGGGGUCCGUGUAAAUGAUGGCCACCUUGUCAUGGACAGUAUUUUGCAGUACAUUAACCAGAGGCUGAAGCACAGAGACCGAUGGGUUGGGGCCCUCACAACUACCACAGUACCUUUACAUCUGAUUUAUGGACCGCUGGACCCAGUGAACCCUCAUCCUCAGUUUAUUACUCUGUACCAAAAACUUGUUCAGAGGUCCACAGUAUCAGUUCUUGAUGAUCAUAUCAGUCAUUAUCCACAGCUGGAGGAUCCCACAGGCUUCAUGAAUGCUUACCUCAGCUUUAUCAACUCUUUCUGAUCAUACACUACUGCUUUGCUUAAAGCUUUAGAUUACAACUAAUAUGGCUCCCUGAAAAUUAAACAAGAAAUUAUUUUGCAUUACUUUGCUACCUUAUUAGGAUAUAUGGUGGAUUUAGUAGAUUGGGUCUCUUCCUAUUAUUAAUAUUUAAAGCAAAAAUACCAACAAAAAUAAUUGAUAACGAUAGUUUUAAGAAUAGUAUCAUCUGUAUUACAAUAUUUCCUGGACCAAAAUGACUUAUUUUACUAUUGAGGUUACUCCAAGUAACAGUGGGCUGCAAACCAUUUUUUUAAAUGAUUACAAACUAAAAUGCAUGUUGUACCUGUUACAUGGAGUGCCUCAAUUACUGACAUCCUGUAUCUUCCAAUUUAGACUGUAUUGUAACUGUUAAAAUGCAGAGGUCUUAAAGAAUGUUGAAUUACAUUCCCUCCAAACAUUUAAAAUAGUGGUCAACGAUAUGAAAAUUUCCUCCAAUUUCCUUUAAUUUAUGAAAAACCUCCAGCACUAAGCCAGUGAAAAUCAAGGUACCAGCGAUGUGUAUUGAUAAGUGAAUUUAGAAUAUAAUAAAGUUUACAAACGAGGGGAGGCCAUUCGGCCUACCUUGCUCA